This is a messenger RNA of Papaver somniferum (opium poppy), 1056 nucleotides long. Its product is annotated as 60S ribosomal protein L7a-1-like. The record is from RefSeq and is a predicted model, not a curated record. Gene Ontology annotation, cellular component: ribonucleoprotein complex. The transcript has 7 exons. Gene Ontology annotation, biological process: ribosome biogenesis. The coding region runs from base 94 to 870 and encodes 258 amino acids. Lineage: Eukaryota; Viridiplantae; Streptophyta; Magnoliopsida; Ranunculales; Papaveraceae.
UGAAACCCUAACGAUUUAUAUUGCCGUCUCUUUUCUCACUCUUCUGCUUCUUCUUUCGGUCUCGGUAGGAAUUAGGGUUUUGAUUUGCAUCAAAUGGCUCCCAAAAGAGGUGUUAAGGCCCCUGUAGCCGCCAAGAAAAAGACAGAACAGGUUGCUAAUCCUUGUUUUGAGAAGCGCCCGAAACAGUUUGGUAUUGGUGGUGCUUUACCUCCAAAGAAGGAUCUUCAUAGAUUCGUUAAAUGGCCCAAGGUCACUCGUAUCCAGAGGCAGCGAAGGAUUUUGAAGCAACGAUUGAAGGUUCCACCUGCUUUGAACCAGUUUACCAAAACACUUGACAAGAACCUUGCCACAAAUCUUUUCAAGAUGUUGCUGAAGUACAGACCUGAAGACAAGGCUGCUAAGAAGGAAAGGUUAUUGAAAAGGGCUCAAGCUGAGUCGGAAGGAAAAACAGUUGAGGCUAAGAAGCCUAUUGUUGUGAAAUAUGGACUUAACCACAUUACAUAUCUCAUUGAGCAGAACAAGGCCCAAAUGGUUAUUAUUGCACACGAUGUUGAUCCCAUUGAGCUUGUUGUCUGGCUUCCUGCAUUAUGCCGUAAAAUGGAGAUUCCAUAUGCCAUUGUAAAGGGCAAGGCUCGUCUUGGGGCGAUCGUACACAAGAAAACUGCCUCAGCAUUGUGCUUGACAUCAGUGAAGAAUGAAGAUAAAAUGGAAUUCAGCAAGAUUGUGGAAGCUGUCAAGGCUAAUUUCAAUGAUAAGUUUGACGAGCACCGUAAGAAAUGGGGAGGUGGAAUCAUGGGAUCAAAGUCGCAAGCUAAGACCAAAGCUAAGGAAAGGGUUCUGGCAAAGGAAGCAGCUCAGAGGUUGAAUUAGUUUCUUAUUUGUACUAAGCCCUGAGAGAGAAAUACUAGGCAAGCAAUUUUGGAUUUCUGUGUAUACAGAUACAAUUCAUCUUUAGUUUGGAUUCUUGAUUGUGAGAAGUUCUGUUUUAAUUCCCUACUCUAGAUGUUGACUGCAUUGUUUUUAUUAGCAUAUCAGUUGCUGAGGAUUUGUCAGUUA